AUGACCGAUUUGAAUGUAGAUUUUCAAGCUAUUGCAAAUACUAUUAUGCCAAAUAUUGAUUAUGAAAUUGAGGAUUUUCAAUAUUAUACGUGGCGAAUCACAGGUUGGAAAGAAUUAGAAAAAAGGAUAACAAGUCCCGAGUUUGAUGCUGGAAAUUGGAAAUGGCGAAUUUUACUUUUUCCUGUUGGAAACAAUAAUACAGAUUGUGUUUCAAUUUAUUUGGAUUUUGCUGAUUUAGAAGAAGUAUCUGAUGAUUGGUAUUGCUGUGUACAAUUUGCUUUAUUCUUAUGGAAUCCAUAUGAUCCAUCAUUAUUUGUUUCUCAUCAUGCACAUCAUCGAUUUACUACUAAAGAAUCAGAUUGGGGAUUUACGCGAUUUUAUGAUCUGCGUAAGUUGUUUGUCCCAACGGCUAAUAAUGCUCGUUCACUAAUAGAACAUGAUGCCUGUAAUAUUACGGCCCUUGUUCGCAUUAUAAAGGAUCCAACUGGUGUCCUAUGGCGUGACCUUACAAAUUAUGAUUCAAAAAAAGAAACAGGAUAUGUUGGUCUAAAAGAUCAGGAUGCAAUAAAUUAUUUAAAUGCUGAAUUACAAUUAUUAUAUAGUAUAAAAUAUUUUCGUAAGGCAAUAUAUCAAAUUCUCACAGAAGAUGAUGAACCAAAUAAAAGUAUUCCUUUGGCUAUGCAAAGGAUUUUUUAUCAAUUACAAGUAUCAGAUACACCAGUUGAAACAACUGAAUUAACGAAAUCUAUUGGGUUGGAUUCGUUAGAUGGUUAUAUGCAAUAUGAUAUACAGGAAUUUGAUAGAAUGUUACUAGAUUGUUUAGAAAAUAAAAUGAAGAAUACAUAUGCAGAUGGUGCUAUUUCCAAACUGUUUUCAGGAGAGAUGAAGAAUUAUGUUAGAUGUGUUAACGUAGAUUAUGAGAGCUCUUGCAUUGAGGAUUACUAUGAUAUUCAAAUUAAAGUUAAAGGGUGCAAAACUUUAAAUGAUUCUUUUCAAGAAUAUAUUCGUGAAGAAUUUUGUGUAGGAAAUAAUAAAUACCAAACUGAAACAUACGGUUUACAAGAUGCAAAGAAAGGAGUAAUUUUUGAAAGUUUUCCAUCUAUAAAUGGUCGUCACGAAUAUCCUAUGGAAAUUGAUUUACAGGAAUAUUUAUCAUUAGAUAGUGAUAAGUCAAAACCGCAUAAUUAUUUACUUCAUGGAAAGGAAUGGCAGAUGUUUGAUGAUGAUACAAUUACACCAGUAACAGAUAAAGAAGUACUUGAAAAUAAUUACGGAGGCAAUGAUCAUACUGUAGCCGGUUAUAUGACUGCAUAUAGUUUGAUAUAUAUCCGUGAAUCUGAUAUCGACUUUGUAUUAUCUCCUAUACUUGCUGAGGAUAUACCAGAACACCUGAAAAGUCGCUUAAAUGAAGAGAAAACUUUACAUGAACAGAAAAAAAAAGAAUCGGAAGUGCGUCAUUUAUAUUUGCCUAUUAAGGUUAUUACUCCAGAAAUCUUUGAGUCUCAUCAAGGGUUUGAUCUCGCAAAUAUUGAAGAUCGGCAAUAUCCAAUAUCUGAAGUUCAGCAGUUUAAUGUUUUAAAAAGUGAAACGUAUAGAACUUUUAAAACUAUGGUCGCUAAAAAAAUCAGGAUUCCAGUCGAGCAAAUAAGAUUUUGGAUUCUUGUUAGUCGUCAAAAUAAAACUCUCAGGCCAGAUACUCCAUUAACAGAGAGUUUUCUUGGCAUGACUAUGGAAGAAAUUCAUACAAAAUUUGCACCAAGACAACUUGAUCUGAAAUUGUUUUUGGAGGUGGCUGAUAAACAAAUUAACGGCGAAACAUGGUUUCCGACCAUAGUAAAUGAUCCUCAUAUAUUAGUUUUCAUCAAGUACUUUGAUACGGAUAGACAAUCUCUAAAAGGAUUUUGUUAUUUAUAUGUUCGAAAGUUUGGUAAAGUUGGUGAUAUCAUUCCAAUUCUUUGUGAAAAAAAGCACUUUCCACCAGGCACAUCACUGAAUAUAUACGAAGAGAUAAAACCAAAUAUGAUUGAAAGUAUGAAGCCUAAAUUAACUUUUCAGCAAUCUGAGAUACAAGAUGGUGAUGUAAUUUGCUUUCAAAAAGCUUUAACAGAACAUGAAAUACAACAUACAGCUGCUGAUGUUAUUUGUGACAUUCCUAAAUUUUAUGAUUCAUUAUUGAUGUGUGUUGUUGUACGAUUUAAGCCAAAAUAUAAAGACCGUGAACCAAAAUCUGAAUUUGAGUUAACAUUAAAUAAAAGAAAUACAUAUGAUGAAGUCGCUAAAAGCGUUGCUGCUUUUUUAAUCACGGAUCCUUUGAAAGUACAGUUUGGAACGGCACAUCCAACGACCGGUGCAUAUAAAGCUGCUAUAAUUAAAAGUGCAGCCAACCAAACGUUGUUAGAGAUGCUUCAAACAGCAUAUCUACCUAGCUUACUAAAUCUUUUAUAUUAUGAGAUACUUGACAUUAAUACUGCUGAAUUAGAAACCAAUAUGUUCUUCAAAGUAUAUUGGCUCGGGACCUCUAUUAUGAAAGAGGAAGUGAUUACAGUUCUUCUUCCAAAGACUGCAGUAAUUAAUGAAAUUUUAAAAGUAAUUGUACAAAAACUAUCAUUACCAAUACCUACAAGUAGCAUUAGAUUGUAUGAUGCCUUACAUUUCAAAAUUCAAAAUGAAUAUGAUAUUGAUGAUCCAAUAGAUAUAAUACAAGAACAAGUGACGUUAUACGCAGAGGAAAUACCACAAGAUGAAAUUGAACUGGGUGCUGAUGAUAAAAUUAUUCAUGUGUUUCAUUUUACUAAAGAGCCGUUAUGUGCGCAUGGAAUUCCAUUUAAAUUUGUUCUUAAAGCCGAUGAACCCUUCUCUAAGGCAAAGCUGCGACUUCAGUUACGCUUAGGAAUGAGUGAUAAAGAUUUUUCAAAAGUGAAAAUUGCAAUUGUACAAGCGGAAUCUUAUACUGAUCAUGAAUAUAUAGAUGAUGAUGACCUUGUUCUAUCGAAGUACGAGUUUGAUGAUGAUCAGUUUCUAGGUCUUGACUAUCUGGAAACGAAAACAGAACGUGCAGGAAUGGUAGGGAGCGAAAAAGCGAUAUUUAUUAGAGAAUAA
Cetraspora pellucida is the source of this 3099-nucleotide messenger RNA. The record is from the annotation of a GenBank genome assembly. Lineage: Eukaryota; Fungi; Glomeromycota; Glomeromycetes; Diversisporales; Gigasporaceae.